AUGUUGCUCACAAAAAUUACACAGCAAAUUGGAGGAAGCAUCACAUUGGAUUUUUGUUGGAAAGCCUACAAGGUAUACCUUGCUUCCAUUUACUAUUUGUGGAAAAAUGUUGGAUGGAUGAUGAUCAACCGUAAAUGGAUACCUCUAUCGACGGGUGUUGAAGGACUCGGACUAGAAGGCAUCAGCUUUCACUGGUAUACUGUUGCUGUCUUAGGUUUUCUGUUUGGGCUGACAUUGCUUGGUUUCACUGGGGUGCAUUUCUACUAUAUCAUUAAUAAUACAACAAGUAUAGAAUACGUUGCAAAUAGACCAAUCUACGUUCGUGCAGACUUUGACAAAAGUGGAAGCAACUACGAGAUCAUUCAAAUUGACCCAAAAACCAAUGUAUACGGCCAAGGCAUUUACAAAAACUGGUGCUCAGUAAUGGGAUCAAAUUUAUUCAUUUGCCUUUUACCGUAUGUCGAUUUCUUCGCAGCAAAAAAACAUACGCUCAAGAAGAAUUACCCCUAUAACACAGAUUUUAGAAACCAUAUUCUCCAAGAUGCUAUGCUCCAGCGAGAUAGCAUGCUUAAAUAG
Molecule: messenger RNA, 576 nt
Organism: Mucor velutinosus
Lineage: Eukaryota; Fungi; Mucoromycota; Mucoromycetes; Mucorales; Mucoraceae
Exons: 3
Coding region: 1-576 (191 amino acids)
Source: RefSeq, a predicted model, not a curated record